GGCCCAACAACUUUGCUAAGCCUCAGGGAAGCACUUGACUCGGCAAACUCGCCAGACUCCCGAGAGCCCGCGAGAGAGACGAAGAAGCCCGAAAGGGAGGAACUCAACACGGGAAGGGGAGCCAGCCAGAGCCAGUGAACCGCCCCCAACCACCGACGGCGCCAUGAGGGGCACGGAGAUGUUGACCGCGGCGCACGGGGCCGGCGCCGGGACCGGGACGCCGCCGUCCACGCCCUCGGCGGCCGACCUCGCCCCCGUCGCGGGCGGCGGCGGCGGCGGGAACUUCCCCCUCGGCGCCGCGCUCCUCGCCUUCGCCUUCGCCAACUUCGUCAACCUCCUCUCCAUCUGGUUAAAGGAGAAGAAAUGGGAUGCAAGAAAGUUUCUUACCUCUUCUGGAGUUAUUUCAUCUCUUUCUGCAACAGUGGGGAGUUUGGCUGUGGCGGUUGGCCAUCAAGAAGGCGGAGAUAGCUCCGUGUUUGCCCUUGCAUUGGUUUUUGCUGCCGUUGUAAUGUAUGAUGCAUCGGGAGUCAGAUGGCACACAGGUCGCCAAGCUGCCUUGUUAAAUCUAAUAGUUUCUGAUUUAUCACCGGACCAUCCAAUUAUCUCUACCUUUAGGCCGCUUCGGGAACCUCUCGGACACAGUCCAUUUCAGGUUUUUGCUGGAGCGCUCGUUGGCUGCAUUGUAGCAUUUGCCAUGGGGAAAUCUGUAUGAGAAAUAGUUGGCAUUUGCCUCUUAUAACUGGCAUUUGCCUUAUACGCAGUCUAUACUAUUUUUAUAUGGUGGAACACUCUUGUGUAAAGUUUCUCUUUCGUAUCAAUGCUAUGAAAAAUGCUUUUCUGUUGAUAGCGUA
This is a messenger RNA of Brachypodium distachyon (stiff brome), 851 nucleotides long. RefSeq lists its product as uncharacterized. NCBI's taxonomy places the organism in Eukaryota, Viridiplantae, Streptophyta, Magnoliopsida, Poales, Poaceae. The transcript has 5 exons. The coding region runs from base 164 to 712 and encodes 182 amino acids. The record is from RefSeq and is a predicted model, not a curated record.